Drosophila willistoni is the source of this 1484-nucleotide messenger RNA. RefSeq names its product brain-specific homeobox protein. The record is from RefSeq and is a predicted model, not a curated record. The transcript is spliced from 5 exons. Gene Ontology annotation, biological process: regulation of DNA-templated transcription. Gene Ontology annotation, molecular function: DNA-binding transcription factor activity, RNA polymerase II-specific; DNA binding. The coding region runs from base 94 to 1461 and encodes 455 amino acids. NCBI's taxonomy places the organism in Eukaryota, Metazoa, Arthropoda, Insecta, Diptera, Drosophilidae.
GUAAACAACAUCAAAUUGUCGCGCAAGGACGCGUUACGAAGUGGACCGAUCCCCCAAUAUAUCCUUGGCAAACUCUAUACUUUAUACACUGCCAUGUCAUCAAUGCUUAAUGAGUCAAGUGUUAGUCCAGUUGAGGCAAUCACCGAUGCCAUGCAGAGUAAAUCAACAUUGUCCAGUGCAGCGGCAGCAUCAACAGCACCACCACCGCCACCACCACCACCAACUACAACACCAACAGCAGCUGGAACAACCACAAUGUUAACCACAAAAACACCAUUUUCAAUUGAGCAUAUAUUAUUUAAAAAUUUAAACAAUAAUAAUAACAAUAAUCACAGUAUUAAUAGUAACAAUAGUCAAAAGUGUAACAACAAGCAUACAGUGAAAAGUGGUCGCAAUAGUAUUUAUGACAAUAAUCUAUCGAAAUAUCCGCAUUGGCAACAUUCCGCAACAACAACAGCAACAGCAACGACGGGAUUGUCGCGUGCAACACCAAGUGCCAGUCCCGCGGUCUUAGCCUAUGCGGCCAGCGAAGAAUAUGCCAAAUCCUUGCACAGUAACCAACGUCCGAGCCAUCAUCAUCAUCAACGUCCAGCCGGCGGCAACUCAUCGCACUAUGGCAAUUCAGCUACAGAUGCGACGGUUCAGCAAAUGGGUGGGCCACCGCCACCUCCACCGCCUCCGCCCGGUUCAGCAGGAGGAGGACCAAAUGGAGUUCUUUACCCCGGAGCACCGUACACUGAUCAUGGCUUCUUGCAAAUGACACUGGGCUACUUGUCACCCUCUUCGGGCACAUAUAAAUCGGUGGAUCCCUACUUUUUGUCACAAGCCAGUUUGUUUGGUGGGUCACCCUUUUUUGGGGCACCCGGCUGUGUGCCCGAAUUGGCCCUUGGCCUGGGCAUGGGUGUGAAUGCAUUGAGACAUUGUCGCCGACGCAAGGCACGUACAGUUUUCAGUGAUCCCCAACUGUCGGGCCUGGAGAAACGUUUCGAGGCUCAACGCUAUUUGUCCACACCCGAGCGAGUUGAACUCGCCACCGCCUUGGGUUUAAGUGAGACUCAAGUGAAGACUUGGUUUCAAAAUCGUCGCAUGAAACACAAGAAACAACUGAGGCGGCGGGACAAUGCCAAUGAACCAGUUGACUUUUCACGCACCGAGCUGGGCAAACAGCAGCAGCAACAAAGUGGCAGCGAUGCGGCCUGUGGAGGCACUGCCUCGGAUUCCAAGUCUGGGAAGGCAACGACGGGUGGACCACAUCCCACCAAUCAGCAAUUACAAUUGCUCCGUGGCAAUAUGAAUGAGGGCGGAGGCGGCGGUGGAGCAGGCGGUGGAAUGUGUUCGUUCCUUCAACAUGGCUACUCCACGGAUGACUAUUCCGAUUUGGAAGCCGAUGACAGUGACGAUGAUGAUAAUUCCAGUGAUGUGGAUAUUGUAGGCGAUACCAAAUUAUACCAAUUAACAUAGGUCCUUAGAGUUUAGUUAGAUAU